Tetrahymena thermophila SB210 is the source of this 3063-nucleotide messenger RNA. RefSeq names its product CRM1 carboxy-terminal protein. Gene Ontology annotation, molecular function: nuclear export signal receptor activity. The transcript has 12 exons. The record is from RefSeq and is a predicted model, not a curated record. NCBI's taxonomy places the organism in Eukaryota, Ciliophora, Oligohymenophorea, Hymenostomatida, Tetrahymenidae.
AUGAUUGAAGAAAAGAAUAGUAUAUAAGAUCAUGAAGUGAUAAAAAUGCUUAAAAAUAAAAAAUUAUUGAAUGAGUAAGAUGUUACUACAAAGCUAGAUGUGCUAAGCUCAAAUUUAUCUAAAGAUUUAGAUGCUAUUUCUGUAUGGGAUGAAAUGAAAUAUGUUGAUAUAUAACCUCACAUAAAUUAAAUAAUGUAGUAUUCAAAUUCCUAUAAGACUAAAAUCUUGAGUCUUUCAGUUUUGAAAUCUUAGAUAAAAUUAAAUUGGAUCAAUUUAUCAAAUGAAGAUGUUACUGAAAAUACUAAGUAAAUAACUUAAAUGUUGGAGUUAGAAAUUUAAAGGUAUAAAGGUGAAUUAGACUAAGAGAAGGAAGAUAUUAUUAAAGCUUUUUCUGCUGUUUUAUUAGAAAUCGCUAAAUUAGGGAAUUAAUUGCAUAAUUUCAUGCCAUAGAUGCUUCGAAAAUCAUUGGAAAAUUAAAUAUUUUGUGAAUCUUUCAUGAAAUUCCUGGUUUACUUGAUAGAAGAUAUGGAAAGUAAGGAGCAGUUGAUUUAAUAGCCAGCUGAUUUUUUAACAUAAGAAAUAUUUAAUUUAAAAGAGAGUAUUUUACAUUUAGCUUUUUAUGUUUUAGACAAAUAUGCUGAAAACAAAGAUUAAGUCAAAAAAGACUUAUGUUAAACAGCUUUAGAGAUUAUUUAUUAUUAUUGUACUUUGACAAAAUCAGCUUUCUCUACAGAGAGAUGCAACUUCUUCUUAGGAUUGUUGAAAGAACCUGUUUUCAGAGAUUUAGUUUUGAACUGCUUAGAAGUUUUUUUUAAGGAGCCUUCUAAUGUUAAAAAAUAUAGUAUCUUAGAGGAAAUAAUUAAAGAAAUAUAAAAUCAAAUUCCAUUUGAUAUAGAUGUUUUAAGAGAAUAAAGCAUUAUUCAAAAGGAGCAUCCAGAUUAAGAACAAAAUUUUUUAAAAAUGUGUGUAUCAGCUAAUUAAAUGCUUCUCGCAUAUGCGAUAAAUGCUGUCACAAUUCCUGCAUUGAAUAUUGUAGAUUAUUUCAACUCUGAUAAAUAAUUUAGAAAUAUAUUUGGUAGUUAUCUUAACUAUAUUGAAAAGUUUACUCCAGUUGAAUGCUUAUAACUAUAAAAUAUCGAUUUUUGGAUUCAGUUCUUAGGGUAAAUUAAAGAUACUACCUAUGAUAAGAGUGAAAUUUUAGCAUAUUUUAAUGAAACUCUUAUAGAUCUAGCUUACCAUUUAAUUUCUUAUUUCAGUAGACCAGACUCCUGUCGUAUUGAGAUCAAUGAAAAGGGAGAAGCUUCAGCAGAGUUUUAAAUAUCAAAUGAUGAAACUUUGUAUAAUUAAAAAAGGACUCUUUUGCAUUUAAUAAUUAACUUAAAAUAUGACCAAUUCCAUGAAAUUUGUAUUCAAAAAUUUGAAAAGAUGAUUGAUGGAUCAGAAUGGAAUCUAGUAAACAUAGAGAGCUUUUAAUAUGCUUUGGGCGCAGUAAUUGGAGGCCUAGAUCCAGUAAAAGAAAAGCAAUUUUGUAUUUCAACAAUUAAAAGUUAUUUAAAUUUGAUAGAAACCAGAAGGAAUAAGAUAGCUAAGACUAUGUUGGUCAAUAGUUUAUUUUAUGUGACAAGCAAAUUUGAAAUUUUUUUAAAAAACCAUUACAAUGUUCUAGAAUCGUUGGUAUAAAAAAUAAUCGAUUUUAUCUAAGAUGAUUCAAAGUGUAUUUAAGAUGUUGCAGUUUAUUACUUUAAUAUCUUCUGUGAAAUAUUUUAUGUCUUUUUUACUACUGAAAUGAAAAAUGGUGAAAUCAAAUUUAAAUCUUUAGUUAACAAGUCAAAGUUUAUAACUAAAUCAUUAAGUUUAAUUGGUAAAUCCAAAUUCUACAAUUCUUUGAUUUUUGUUGUAAAAAAAUGUGAUGAGAGAGAAAAAUAAGAAGCCCUCUUUAAUGCUCUAAUUCAUCCUAUACUUAAAGAUGCAGAAAAAUACAUUUAAGAUCAUGAAUAAAUAUUAGUCAGAUCAAAUUAUCUAGAUAUUAGGCUCAUAUUUGAAAUUCUUGCAGAAGCAUCUUGCUAGUUGAGUGAUUUGUUUUUCUUAUAAAUGAAAUUUGAUGAUGUUAGCAAAAUCAAAACAUUUUUAGAUUCUAAGAUUUAGCAAACUUAGAAAAAAUAAAAGUUAGAUGAUGAAACAAUCUCACUUCUAGUAUCUCUAAGAGAGCCAAUAGUUGCUAUAGUUGGAAACUGUUUAUAAUUUCUACAAAAAAAAGAUAAUAUGUUGACUGAGUAAUAGGAAUCAUCUGCAGCUGAGUUAGUAUAAGUUGCCAAAAAUAUAAUUAAAGAGUUCUAAAAUCUUGACGAUGCAUACAAAGAUCAUACAACAAUUUAUGUAAUUUAACAGUGUAUAUAAAUAUCAAAAAAAGAAGACGAUAUUUCACAACUUACAUAAAUAUUCUUUAGUUCCUGUGAGAGAAUAUUAUCAAAGGAGUAAAAUAAUCCUUUAUACAAAAAUCACAUCAUGAAAAGCUAUCAACUUGUUAAAAUGCUUUCAAAAAAUUAUCCUUUGAUCAUAGCAAAUCAAAUUAUUAAUCAAAUAAAUACAAAUUCGUUAUAAUUAAUGAAUUUUAUUAUUUGCGGAAUAAAUAAUACAGAAACUGACAUUUAUCUUUUGAGCUUAGAAUCUCUAAAUGAAAUAGUCUAAGAAAUGAAUAAAAAUAACGAGAAGGUUAAAACAUUUUACUAAAAGCACCUAUAUGAUGUAUUGAAAUGCGUCUUUUAAGCAGCUGUUGAUGGAUAUCAUAAUAAAGGCAUCAAACUAAUAAUUGAAAUUUUAACUAAUGUUUUUUCAAUUCUUCAAAAAAUUAAACCUUCUUAGAGCUAGAAAAAUAUGAACAAGAAGCAGAAAGAAAAUAUUAUUGCAAGUUAUAUCUUGUAAAAAAUUUCUGAAGUAAUCAGAUAAAAAGAAAUUAUUGCAUUUAUAGAAAACAAAAAGCUAAUUGAAGAUUUGCUAAACUCUUGGGAUAAAGAUUUUAAACAAGUGUUUAUGUCAUUCCUAGAUGUAGUCAAUUGCAGUUGA